AUGAAGACUUUUGGAGGAGGGCCACCGUCCCACGGAGAGCGGGUCACGCCGCACUGGCUGCUCAGGGGCCGCAGCAGGCGAGCCGUCAGCCUGGAUGAAAAGGUGCCGGCGCCUGCCCGGGCGAAGGUGGCCGUGAUCGCCGAGGGCAGAGAGCUCAUCCUGGUGUUGGAGAGGAACCAGCUGCUGGCACCGGGCUACACCGAGACGCACUACGCUGCGGACGGGCAGCCCGUGACGGUGACCCCCAACCACACGCACCACGGGUGCCAUUGGGAGCUGCUCUCCAUUGCCAGGGGCCUGAUAUCGCUGAGCAGCAACGCCAGCUACUACCUAAAACCCCUGGGGACCCCCGAGCCGGGCCACCACGUCAUCCACCGAGCAGAGCACUUGCCAAUCCGAGGUGGGACCUGCGGCCACGGCGACGAUUUUGGGAGCACCAUCGCUGACAUCGCUCGGCUCUUCCAGCCGGUGCAACACCGGGCGAAGAGAGAUGCCUGGAGGACCAUGAAGUACAUGGAGCUCUUCAUCGUUGCUGAUCACACACUGUACAGGAACCAGAACCUCAACCUGGGCCACACCAAGCAGCGCAUCGUGGAGAUCGCAAACUACGUGGACAAGUUUUACAGGUCGCUGAAUAUCAAGGUGGCCCUGAUCGGCCUGGAGGUGUGGACGGAGCGGGACCAGUGUGCUGUCACCAGCGACGCCAACGCCACGCUCUGGUCCUUCCUGCAGUGGAAGAAGGCACUGAGGUCACGCAAGAAGCACGACAACGCCCAGCUGCUGACAGGGAAGACGUUCAGGGGGACAACCAUCGGCAUGGCCCCGCUGGAGGGGAUGUGCAGCGCGGAUAACUCCGGAGGCGUCAGCGUGGACCACUCGGAGCAGCCCAUCGGAGCAGCCGCCACGAUGGCUCACGAAAUCGGCCACAAUUUCGGCAUGAGCCACGACAGGCCCCUGCGCAGACACCCCUUCCCUCGCGUGUUCAGCUCCUGCAGCAAGAGGCAGCUGGAGAACUACUUCCAGAAGGGAGGUGGCAUGUGUCUCUUCAACCUGCCCGACACCAAGGACCUGGUGGUGGGACGGAAAUGUGGCAACGGCUUUCUGGAGGAAGGAGAAGACUGUGACUGCGGGGAGGUGGAGGAGUGCACCAACCCGUGCUGCAAUGCGCACAAUUGCACGCUGAAGGAGGGGGCCCAGUGUGCCCAUGGCGACUGCUGCCAGAGCUGCAAGCUGAAGGUGGCUGGGACCAUCUGCAGGGAAGCAGCGGGAUCCUGUGACCUUCCCGAGUACUGCACGGGCGCCUCGCCCUACUGCCCGGCCAACGUCUAUCUGCUGGACGGCUCAUCCUGUGCCUAUGGCGAGGCUUACUGCAACAACGGCAUGUGCAUGACCCACCACCAGCAGUGCGUCCAGCUCUGGGGACCAGGCGCCUGGCCAGCCCCGGACGCCUGUUUCCAGGACGUGAACAUGGCUGGGAACACCUACGGCAACUGCGGCAAAGACAGCCAAGGGCGCUACGUGAAAUGCGACAAGAGGGAUGCUAUGUGUGGCAAGAUCCAGUGCCAGAGCUCAGCUAAGAAGCCCCAGGGGACCAACACUGUCUCCAUCGACACCACCAUCCGUUUCAACGGGCGGGAGGUGAAGUGCCGGGGCACCUACAUGUACACCGCGAAGGACGACGAAGAAGACCUCUCCGACCCCGGGCUGGUGAUGACGGGGACAAAAUGUGGAGAUGGGAUGGUUUGCAAAGAUCGCCGGUGCCAGAAUGCUUCCCUUUUUGAGCUGGAAAAGUGCGUUUCCCGGUGCAAUGGCCAUGGGGUCUGCAACAGCAACAAGAACUGCCACUGCGAUGCCGGCUGGGCUCCUCCCUACUGCGAGAAGCCGGGCUUGGGUGGCAGCGUGGACAGUGGCCCUGUGCAGCGCGACAAUCAUGAAGCCAUCUUAAUCAGCAUUCUGCUCAUCUUCCUGCUCUUCCUCCCGGCCUUGAUGAUGAUCACUUACUUUUGGUAUCGGCGCGAGAACUCGCUCCUGAAUAAAUGGAUAAAGGAGAUGAGGAGGAGAAGCCAGGAGACAUACAGGAACAAAACCACGAGUCGGAAGUCAACCAGUGGCCAUCCCAAAGCCGCUUUCACCUUGCGGAACAUUUCCACCUCCAGCCACACUAAUAAAGCAACACGGGCUGUGUUCCCCCCCAAACCCAGAGCUCACCAGCCUGGCUCUCAGCCUGUCAACGUUGUCCACCCUCUUCGCCCGGCUCCCCACUCCGUCCCUUCACGCCCAAGAGACCCCAAGCCUGCCAGGCCACCUCCGCCAGUCAGCAAAUCGCCCAUGGUCCCCACCAAAACGGUCGUCUCCCAGGCUAAGCUGCCACCUCCAAAGAAACCUCUUCCCUGCAGCCCUGUGAGGACCCCGCUGAUUGUCCCAAAGCACCAGCCCCCCCGUCGGCCGCUGCCUGGAAGUCCCCUUCUGGCCAAAGAGCUGCCUCCUGCACAUGGACAGACCCUGCUGGUCAUGGUCCCUCCUACCAACUUCAAGGCGUCGGGUGCCAGUGCCAUGAGCCACCCCACGAGGCCAUUAAAACCGAUGCCACCUCAAAGGCCAGUCCCAGCCAUCAAAGUCCAAUCAGCCUCCUUCCUCUUGAAGAAGUGA
Opisthocomus hoazin is the source of this 2649-nucleotide messenger RNA. NCBI's taxonomy places the organism in Eukaryota, Metazoa, Chordata, Aves, Opisthocomiformes, Opisthocomidae. The record is from RefSeq and is a predicted model, not a curated record.